Paramuricea clavata is the source of this 1495-nucleotide messenger RNA. Lineage: Eukaryota; Metazoa; Cnidaria; Anthozoa; Malacalcyonacea; Plexauridae. The record is from the annotation of a GenBank genome assembly.
AUGGCAAUUAAUGCUAAAAAAACUAAGGACAUGUGGAUCUCUUUCACGGACGCUAUACCUGAACCACCACGUCUUCGUAUUGGAAAUGGGUUAAUAGAAAGGGUCAACGCUUUUAAAUUAUUUGGCGUGUCGUUCCAAAAUAAUCUAAAAUGGAACGCACAUGUUGAAGAGAUUACACGUAAAGCAAAUAAACGCCUUUACCAUCUUAGAGAAUGCCGGAAAUCGCAGUUACCAGCUGAAGUCGGUAUUAUUACCUAUCAAUCCAAAAUAAGACCAAUUCUCGAGUAUGCAUCACCUGUCUGGGCGGGACUGCCUAAUUACCUGCGAGAUGAAAUAGAGCGGGUUUAAUCCAGGAGCUUAAGAAUCCUUGGCCUGGAAAAAGAUUACCUACCACCGCUGAACGAAAGAAGGGAAGAGGCAACUAGUCGAGAAGUUGAUAGGUUUAUGAACGAUCCAAACCAUCCCUGUCGCAGUGUUUUGCCAAAAUUAAUUAACAAUCGGUACUAUUUAAGGAACAUUGACCGGAAUCGCAAUAUAUCAUUCUUCUCAGGAACUGAAAGGCAUAAACAUUCUUUUUCAGGAAGAGCUUGUAAAUAUGUAUAAAUAAUUUUAACUUAUUGGAAGAACCUAUUAGUUUAAAGAACUUCUUAGUUUUAACUUCUUAGUUAGUUUUCUAAGUUAUCUUACAACAAUUUGUAAUAUAAAGACAUACCCACAGCAUAUAUACUUUCUUAAACAAGUAAUUGUAAGUCCAUUGUACUUUUUUAUCUUAAGAUGGAUGAAUAAAGCUAUUAUUAUUAUACUUCAAGAUGCAGCAAAGAUCUUGUCGUAGAGUCUGUGGACGGUAAUAAAAAUCAUCAGCUGUCGAACGUCAUCGAAUGUAACGCGAUCCCUGAUUCUAAAGAAGAGAUACCUUCGACAGAGGUAACCCGAGCUCACCCACAUCUACACGAAAUUGUUGACAAAAUAUCAGAGAUCCGCGGCGACGUAGACAUCCUACUGCGCAUCGGUCGGAACGCCCCUCCACUUCAAAAGGUUCACGAAUCCCGUAACGGACCUAGAAACGCCCCUUGGGCCCAGCGUCUUGAUCUAGGAUGGGUCAUCAUCGGCAACGCUUGCCUGGACGGAGCUCACACACCGAAGCCUUCCUGCUACAAAACAAACGUUCUCGAAAGCGGCCGACCAUCAAUCCUUUCACCCUGCCCUAAUCGUUUCCACAUCAAAGAGUACACAUCCACCGUUUCUGCCGUCCCCUGCGACGAAAACAAUGAUCAAAGGAAAGAGACAUUCGAAAACGGAAACUUUGACGAUGGCCUAGCAGCCAAAGUGUUUGCAAGCUCGAAGGACGACAACAAACCUGGUCCCUCCGUGAAAGACACGAGAUUUGUCAACAUAAUGGAACAUCAAACGGUCAAAAACGAAGCAGGGAACUGGGAGGCGCCACUUCCAUUUCGCAACCCGAUAUCAAGACUACCAGACAACCGCGAAGACACUC